Messenger RNA from Astyanax mexicanus (Mexican tetra), 5615 nucleotides. Its product is annotated as scavenger receptor cysteine-rich type 1 protein M130-like. The record is from RefSeq and is a predicted model, not a curated record. Gene Ontology annotation, cellular component: membrane. Lineage: Eukaryota; Metazoa; Chordata; Actinopteri; Characiformes; Acestrorhamphidae. The coding region runs from base 675 to 5246 and encodes 1523 amino acids. The transcript has 28 exons.
CUGUAGAUCACCAGUAUGGGGUAAACAAUUCUGGAGUCAUCUGUUCAGGAGCCAGGCUGGUUUUAGGUUCUCGCUGCUCUGAGAGAGUGGAGGUUCUUCAUGGAGAGAGCUGGGUCACAGUGUGUGAUGCUGACUUUGACCAGCAGGGUGCAGAGGUUGUGUGUCGAGAGCUCGGCUGUGGUUCUCCUGUGAAGGUUCUGGGAGCAGCUGCGUUUGGUAGAGGGGAGGGUCAGGUGUGGUCAGAGGUGCUUCAGUGUAGAGGAAACAAAUCUCAGACUCACUUCUGUCCAAAAUCAUCUUCACUCAAACACAACUGCUCCCAUGAUAAUGAUGUGGGACUGGUGUGUGCAGGAGUCCUGCUGGUUAAUGGCUCUCGCUACUCUGGAAGAGUGGAGGUUCUUCAUGGAGAGAGCUGGGUCACAGUGUGUGAUGCUGACUUUAACCAGCAGGAUGCAGAGGUUGUGUGUCGAGAGCUGGGCUGUGGUUCUCCUGUGGAGGUUCUGGGAGCAGCUGCUUUUGGUAAAGGGAAGGGUCAGGUGUGGUCAGAGGAGCUUCAGUGUAGAGGAGAUGAAUCUGAGAUUACUCUCUGUCCAAUAACCUCUUCACACAAAUACAACUGCUCUCAUGGUAAUGAUGUGGGACUUGUAUGUUCUGGUCAUACUCAGGCUCGGCUGAUGAACGGCUCAGACUCUUGUUCUGGUCGAGUGGAGCUCCAGUACCUCAGUGAGUGGGGUACAGUGUGUGAUGUAAGCUGGGAUAUGAGAGCUUCCAGUGUCCUCUGUGCUCAGCUGAAGUGUGGGAGUGCUGUGGCUGUGUUGGGGUCAGACUGGUUUGGGGAGGGGAGUGGCCGGAUCUGGGCGGAUGUGUUUGAUUGUCAGGGGAACGAAACACACCUGUUAAAGUGUCCCAUUUCAUCAUGGAGUCGAACUGCAUGCUCUCAUAAACAGGAUGUUGGACUCAUCUGCAGUGGUUCUUCUCUGGCGUCUCAUGAGGGUGUAGUGAGAUUGACUGGAGGGAUGGAGUGUGAGGGGGAGGUAGAGGUUUUCUUCAGGCAGGACUGGAGGAGAGUUCUGCUGGACUCCUGGAGUGAGUCUGAGGCCUCUGUGGUCUGCAGACAGCUGGGCUGUGGUUCUGUACUCAACACCUCCAGCUCCUCUUCAUCCAGUCCUGAACACAGCUACAUGUGUGUGACGGGGUUCAACUGCUCUGGGAGUGAAGCUCAUCUGAGGAACUGCAGCAGCUCACAAGCAGUUAACUGCAGCUCCACAGUACAGCUCUACAUCACCUGCUCUGGCUACAGCUUCAUCAGGCUGGUUGGUUCUGGGGGAGACUGUGCUGGAAGGCUGGAGGUUUUCCACAGUGGAUCAUGGGGGACAGUGAGUGAUGAAUUGUGGGAUAUUGAGGAUGCGCAGGUGGUCUGCAGACAGCUGCAGUGUGGAGUCGCCCUCAGUGCUCCAGUACCGGUACCAGCCCGGUUUGGAUCUGGAUCUGGACCCAUAUGGCUGAAUGAGGUGGAGUGUGAGGGGAACGAGGCGUCUCUGUGGAACUGCAGAUAUCAGCUGUGUGGAGAGGAUGAAUGUGGACACAAGGAUGAUGUAGGAGUCGUCUGCUCAGAGUAUAAAGAGAUCAGACUGACUGAGGGCUGUGAGGGGAAUCUGGAGGUGUUCUAUAAUGGACCCUGGGGGAAUGUGUGUAACAAUGGGAUGGAUGUAGAAACAAUGGGUCUCAUCUGUCGGGAGCUGAACUGUGGAAGAUUUAAGACUGAGAGAGCUACCAAAGCACGAGUGGAAUCAGCUCCUAACUGGCUGGAUGAUGUAAAAUGUAGGAAACAUGACUCUACUCUGUUUCACUGUCCAUCUUCAUCCUGGAGUCAGAACAAUUGUGAUAGAAGCAGUGAGGUGACUCACAUUACCUGCUCCGGAGAGAAGAAACAGCUUGCAUUUGAAAACCUUCAAAAAUUCUUCUUAUUUCCAAACCAGGGUCAGUGCUCAAAUUACAUGCCUAUUAGGUUGAGAGGAGGAGAGGAAAUCUGUUCUGGGAGGUUGGAGGUGUAUCAUAAUGCUGAGUGGGGGUCUAUAUGUGCUGAUCUGUGGGACAUCAGGGAUGCUCAGGUGGUCUGCAGGCAGCUGGGUUGUGGGCCGGCGCUGAGUGCUAAUAGAAGAGCUGUUGAUGGUUCUGGUGGAGGAACUAUCUGGAUGAACAGAGUGAAGUGUAGAGGGGAUGAGAUUCACCUGUGGGACUGUCCUCAUUCCCUGAAGAUCCACACUGGCUGCUCCCACAGUGCUGGAGUCACCUGUGCAGACAUAUUUGUCACAUUACCUUUUUCAUCUGACACAACUACAACUUACACCACAGUACCAGCACAGCUAACAGAGAAAAAGACAGUCCCUCCUUCAAAAAAUCCAUCAUCUAAUUUUCCAUACAUCUAUCCAGUGUCUCUCCUGGUUCUGGGAUCUGUGCUCUUCCUGGCCUUAGUGCUUCUGGUUGUGCUGUUUUAUCAGAACAGAGUGCUCAGGAGAGUGAUUUCUAAGGCGAGGAGGAAGACUCUGCUUGAGGCAGUCUAUGAAGAGAUUAACCAUAAAUGUGUCACUAACAGAUAUACUAAAAGAGGAAGUUUUAUCUCUGAAGAUCAGCAUUCAGGAUAUGAGGACGUAGAUGAGGAGCUUCUCUCAGAAAACUAUGGCGAGGUCUAUGAUGAUAUCAUACCUGCUGAAGAGAGCCCACACAUUACAACAGGUUCUCCUGUGGAGGUUCUGGGAGCAGCUGCUUUUGGUAGAGGGGAGGGUCAGGUGUGGUCAGAGGAGCUUCAGUGUAGAGGCAGCGAAUCACAGAUUCACUUCUGUCCAAAAUCAUCUUCACUCAAACACAACUGCUCCCAUGAUAAUGAUGUGGGACUGGUGUGUUCUGACAGUGUGAGGUUGGUGGAUGGUGGCCAUCGCUGUGCUGGGAGAGUGGAGGUUUUUUAUAACAGAACAUGGAGAUCAGUGUGUGGUAAAAACUGGGAUAUAAGAUAUGCUGCAGUGGUGUGUAGAGAGCUGGGCUGUGGGGAGGCUGUAUUUAAAAAUGUUCAGUUUGGACCAAGAUCAGCCUGGAUGGAUGAUGUGAACUGUAGUGGAUCAGAGUCUUCAGUGAAGCACUGUAGAUCAGCUGGAUGGGUGGAACAAAUUUGUAAUCGACUUGCUGGAGUCAUCUGUUCAGGGGUCAGAUUGGUGGGCAGAUCUCGCUGCUCUGGGAGAGUGGAGGUUCUUCAUGGAGAGAGCUGGGUCACAGUGUGUGAUGCUGACUUUAACCAGCAGGAUGCAGAGGUUGUUUGUCGAGAGCUGGGCUGUGGUUCUCCUGUGGAGGUUCUGGGAGCAGCUGCGUUUGGUAGAGGGGAGGGUCAGGUGUGGUCAGAGGAGCUUCAGUGUAGAGGAAACGAAUCUCAGAUUCACUUCUGUCCAAAAUCAUCUUCACUCAAACACAACUGCUCCCAUGAUGAUGAUGUGGGACUGGUGUGUUCUGGUCACACUCAGGCUCGGCUGAUGAACGGCUCAGAUUCCUGUUCUGGUCGAGUGGAGCUCCAGUACCUCAGUUCUUCUCUGGCGUCUCAUGAGGGAGGAGUGCGGUUGUCUGGAGGGAUGGAGUGUGAGGGGGAGGUGGAGGUGUUCUUCAGGCAGGACUGGAGGAGAGUUCUGCUGGACUCCUGGAGUGAGUUUGAGGCCUCUGUGGUCUGCAGACAGCUGGGCUGUGGUUCUGUACUCAACAUCUCCAGCUCCUCUUCAUCCAGUCCUGAACACAGCUACAUGUGUGUGACGGGUUUCAACUGCUCUGGGAGUGAAGCUCAUCUGAGGAACUGCAGCAGCUCACAAGCAGUUAACUGCAGCUCCACAGUACAGCUCUACAUCACCUGCUCUGGUACAUCUAACACAGUCCACAGCUCCAUCAGGCUGGUUGGUUCUGGGGGAGACUGUGCAGGAAGGCUGGAGGUUUUCCACAGUGGAUCAUGGGGGACAGUGAGUGAUGAAUUGUGGGAUAUUGAGGAUGCGCAGGUGGUCUGCAGACAGCUGCAGUGUGGAGUCGCCCUCAGUGCUCCAGUACCGGUACCAGCCCGGUUUGGAUCUGGAACUGGACCCAUUUGGCUGAAUGAGGUGGAGUGUGAGGGGAACGAGGUGUCUCUGUGGAACUGCAGAUAUCAGCUGUGUGGAGAGGAUGAAUGUGGACACAAGGAUGAUGUAGGAGUCGUGUGCUCAGAGUAUAAAGAGAUCAGACUGACUGAGGGCUGUGAGGGGAAUCUGGAGGUGUUCUAUAAUGGAACCUGGGGGAAUGUGUGUGUAAAUGGGAUGACUGAUGAAACGGCAAAAUUGAUCUGUCGAGAGCUGAACUGUGGAAGAACUGGCAGUGAGUCUUGGUCUAAAGCAAGAGUGGAAUCAGCUCCUAACUGGCUGGAUAAUGUAAAAUGUAGGAAACAUGACUCCACUCUGUGGCACUGUCCAUCUUCUUUCUGGGGGGAGAACAGGUGUGAUAAUCGCAAUGAGGUUGCUUGCAUUACCUACUCAGAGAAUGGAAAUACACUAGAUUUGACAAAUUGGCUGUGUGAUUCAUCUCCUCAUGAGAGACCGUGCUCAAAGCACAUUCCUCUGAGGCUGAGGGGAGGAGUAGGAAGCUGUUCUGGAUGGCUGCAGGUGUAUCAUAAUAAAACAUGGGGGUCUGUAUGUGGUGACCUCUGGGACAUCAGGGAUGCUCAGGUGAUCUGCAGGCAGCUGGGUUGUGGGCCGGCGCUGAGUGCUAAUAGAAGAGCUGCUGAUGGUUCUGGUGGAGGAACUAUCUGGAUGAACAGAGUGAAGUGUAGAGGGAAUGAGAUUCACCUGUGGGACUGUCCUCAUUCCCUGAAGAACCACACUGGCUGCUCCCACAGUGCUGGAGUCACUUGUGGAGGCUUCCUGUAUCAUACUUUGCCUUUAAAUAAUAAAAGAGGACAGAUGGGACAUUUUGUCUUGCAAGAUUCUCAACCACAGACAAGAAGAAUCAUACUUCCACAAACUCCUCCACCAGCUGUUCCCUCCAUCUAUCCAGUGUCUCUCCUGGUUCUGGGAUAUGUGCUCUUCCUGGCCUUAGUGCUUCUGGUUGUGCUGUUUUAUCAGAACAGAGUGCUCAGGAGAGUGAUCUCUAAGAGGAGGAAGACUUCAGCUGAGCCUGUCUAUGAGGAGAUUGACACCAGGCUCAUCCCUAAAAGAAUUACUGUCUCAACUGAAACCUCCUUCUGCUGAUCUUCCUCUUUCGGGUGGGGAUGGAGACGGUGGAGUGGCAAGUGCUGCUGCUUGAGCUCCAGGACACUGAAGAUGCUGGGUCUUCGGGGACUGGGCCUGAAUUUACAGAAGAGAAAGAUCUGUAGAUUUACUUUCACAUAGUUACUGUAUUCCUGUAAUAGUUUAUCCAGAUAAGAAGAUCUACAGUUCUCCAUAUUUCAUACAUUUGUCUCAUUAACAUACACUGCUUUUAGCUUGUAUGGGAUCCUGGGCAAACCCCUGAUUCAGCACUUCUCUCAUACCAUUUUAUACACUGCCUGUAUUUGUAAUUAAUGUACUAAACUAGAAAUGUCAAAAAAGUAACCAAAUAAAUAACUUUACUGCAGGAUA